This is a messenger RNA of Felis catus (domestic cat), 1488 nucleotides long. It is a transcript of the gene CYP2E1, whose product is annotated as cytochrome P450 family 2 subfamily E member 1. The transcript is spliced from 9 exons. NCBI's taxonomy places the organism in Eukaryota, Metazoa, Chordata, Mammalia, Carnivora, Felidae. The record is from RefSeq and is marked provisional. Gene Ontology annotation, molecular function: heme binding; oxidoreductase activity, acting on paired donors, with incorporation or reduction of molecular oxygen, reduced flavin or flavoprotein as one donor, and incorporation of one atom of oxygen; iron ion binding. Gene Ontology annotation, cellular component: cytoplasm; intracellular membrane-bounded organelle. Gene Ontology annotation, biological process: xenobiotic metabolic process. Bases 1 to 1488 code for a protein of 495 amino acids.
AUGGCUGCCCUGGGCAUCACAGUUGCCCUGUUGGUGUGGAUGGCCACCCUCAUGCUUAUCUCUGUCUGGAAGCAGAUCUACAGCAGCUGGAAACUACCCCCUGGCCCUUUCCCACUGCCCAUUAUUGGGAAUCUUCUCCAGUUGGAUUUCAAGAAUGUUCCCAAAUCUUUAACCAAGUUGGCAGAGCGGUAUGGGCCUGUGUUCACCUUGUACCUGGGCUCCCAGCGCACCGUAGUUCUGCAUGGCUAUAAGGCGGUGAAGGAAGUCCUGCUCGACUACAAGAAUGACUUUUCUGGCAGAGGAGAAAUCUAUGCAUUUGAGGCACACAAGGAAAAAGGAAUUACGUUCAACAAUGGGCCGAGCUGGAAGGACACCCGGCGCCUGUCUCUGAGCAUCCUCCGGGACUAUGGCAUGGGGAAGCUUGCCAAUGAGGAGCGGAUCCAGAGGGAGGUGCCCUUCCUGAUGGAGGCAUUCCGGAAGACCCAGGGGCAGCCCUUCGACCCCACCUUUGUUCUGGGCUAUGCUCCCUGCAACGUCAUCUCGGACAUCCUCUUCCGCAAGCGCUUUGACUACACGGACCAAACCGGGCUGAGGAUACAGAAGCUGUUCAACGAGAACUUCCACCUGCUCAGCACCAGCUGGCUCCAAUUAUAUAACAUUUUCCCAAGCUAUAUGCGCUACCUGCCUGGAAACCAUAGAAAAGUAAUAAAAAAUGUGUAUGAAAUAAAAAGUUAUACUGCAGCAAGAGUGAAGGAGCACGAGGAGUCGCUGGACCCCAACUGCCCCCGGGACUUCACCGACAGCCUGCUCCUGGAGAUGCGGAAGGAAAGAUACACCAAAGAGCCUUGGUUCACCUUUGACAACAUUGCUGCCACCAUAGCUGACCUGUUUUUUGCGGGUACAGAGACCACCAGCACCACUCUGAGAUAUGGGCUCCUGAUUCUCAUGAAAUACCCAGAGAUCGAAGAGAAACUGCAUGAAGAAAUCGACAGGGUGAUUGGGCCAAGCCGAAUCCCUGCCAUCAAGGACCGGUUAGAGAUGCCCUAUAUGGAUGCCGUGGUGCAUGAGAUUCAGCGAUUCAUCGACCUCUUGCCCUCCAACCUGCCCCAUGAAGCAAUCCAGGACACAAUGUUCAGAGGAUACGUCAUCCCCAAGGGUACGGUCGUGGUCCCGACGCUGGACUCCCUCUUGUUUGACAACCAAGAGUUCCCUGAUCCGGAGAAGUUUAAGCCAGAGCACUUUCUGAAUGAAAGUGGAAAGUUCAAGUAUAGUGACUAUUUCAAGGCAUUUUCUGCAGGAAAGCGGGUGUGUGUUGGAGAAGGCCUGGCUCGCAUGGAGUUGUUCCUGUUCUUGUCCGCCAUUUUGCAGCACUUUAACCUGAAGCCUCUCGUUGACCCCAAGGAUAUCGAUCUCAGUCCCAGCACAAUUGGGUUUGCCAAAAUCCCACCCCGUUACAAGCUCUGUGUCAUUCCCCGUUCGGGUGUGUGA